This is a messenger RNA of Coregonus sp. 'balchen', 4780 nucleotides long. Lineage: Eukaryota; Metazoa; Chordata; Actinopteri; Salmoniformes; Salmonidae. The record is from the annotation of a GenBank genome assembly.
AUGCAUUGGUAAACACGGUUUGAAUUUGAACUGAAAAGGCCAAGAGGAAGUAGAAUUUGAAUGGGGAAGAUAGUUCAAUAAGUUGGGGAAUGAGUAGGUAAUUAGCUAAUUCCCCCAAAUGUCCUUUUAAUUACUUAUUUUUUUUUACAGACGACUACAGAGAGUACACUGAGACAGUUAGGCCUGAAUCAUGCUGCCUUCAGUAUGCUACAUAGUCUAUCAGACAGCUUGUGGUUGACUUGGCUGCUGCUACAGUAAACCUAGUCUUAUUUGGGUGGUCCUCUGUAGCUCAGCUGGUGGAGCGCGGCGCUUGCAACGCCAAGGGUAGUGGGUUCGAUCCCCGGGACCACCCAUACGUAAAAAAAUGUAUGCGCACAUGACGUAAGUCGGCUUUGGAAAAAGCGUCUGCUAAUGCAUAUUAUUAUUGGUAUUCACAGCCAAUUGUUGCCACCUGGGUGUAUUUUAAAAAGGCCUACAGAUAGGAUGGCGCUGUCCUCCAUUCCCCCUAGUGGACUUUGCAGUACACGGGAAAAUAUGACCAUCCACUAAAAUCCGUCAUCAGAAAACACUCUUCAACAUGCUGGAUAUAUCAUGGUUUAUUCAGGUGGCCCAAUUGAGACCCCAGGGUCUCAUUCAUAAUGGUGCCCUGAGAACGACAACUCACGCCUUGUAUAAUUCUAUAUCAAACAACUACAGGAUACAGCAUAUAUACAACCACAUCUCAACACUAACCAACUACAGGACCAGCAGAUAGACACCACAUCUCAACACUAACCAACACAUGAUACAGCAGAUAGACACCACAUCCUCAACACUAACUCAACUACAGAUACAGCAGAUAGACACCACAUCUCAACACUAACCAACUACCAGGUAUAACGCAGAUAGACACCACAAUUCAACACUAACCAACUACAGGAUACAGCAGAUAGACACCACAUCCAACACUAACCACUACAGGAUACAGCAGAAGACACCACACUCUCAACACUAACCAACUACAGUGAUACAGCAGAUAGACACCACAUCUCAACACAAUAACCAACUACAGGAUACAGCAGAUAGACACCACAUCUCAACACUAACCAACUACAGGAUACGCAGAUAGACAACCACAUCUCAACACUAACCAACUACAGGAUACAGCAGAUAGAACCAACAAUCUCAACACUAACCAACUACAGGAUACAGCAGAUAGACACCACAUCUCAACACUAACCAACUACAGGAUACAGCAGAUAGACACCACAUCUCAACACUAACCAACUACAGGAUACAGCAGAUAGACACCACAUCUCAACACUAACCAACUACAGGAUCAGCAGAUAGACACCAAUCUCAACACUAACCAACUACAGGAUACAGCAGAAGACCCACAUCCAACACUAAAACAGGAUACGGCAGAUAGACCCAACAUCUCAACACUAACCAACUACAGGAUCAGCCAUAUAGACACCCACAUCUCACACUACAACUACAGGAUACAGCAGAUAGACACCACAAUCAACCACAACCCUAAUUACCCACCACAAUCAACCAAAACACUUGCAAACCUCAGUGAAUGUAUUCCUCAUCAGCCCUACUGGCACCAUGGAUUCAAGAUGGAAUGAGGUUUGUAAAUUAUUCCAAACAUGGGUGGCGUUAAAACUAAAGGCUGAUUUACCUAGGUAUGUAGAGACAGGAGAGACCUCGAGUUAACCAACCCUGUGAGUGAGUUUGGUAUCUCGUAUUUGUAUACUUUAACAGAGAUGCUGAUAUUACAAUAGCUAUUGGUAUCGGUAUAUAUUGAAAACAGCCCUACGUGUAUUUAAACUGCAUUGAUGCAUUCCAACAAUGAGAUAAUUAAUUUGACAAUUGAUUUGGCCUACACAGGGUUCAGGCCAUUGCAGUAAACUACAGAACCCCUUUGAGUAGAACGCCUAGUUUCAUGUAGUCAUGCAGAGCCUCAUAGUGGUGAUCCUGAGAAAAAUAAUUUCAUUUGGAACGAACCAUCUAGACUAUAUACACUGAACAAAAAUAUGAACGCAACAUGAAACAAUUUCAAAGAUUUUACUGAGUUACAUUUCAUAAAAGGAAAUCAGUCAAUUGAAAUAAAUAAAUUAGGCCCUAAUCUAUGGAUUUCAAAUGACUGGGAAUACAGAAGAAGCCGGAUGUGGAGGUCCUGGGCUGGCAUGGUGACACGUGGUCUGCAGUUGUGAGGCCGGUUGGACGUACUGCCAGAUUCCCUAAAAUGACAUUGGAGGCGGCUUAUGGUAGAGAAAUGAACAUUCAGUUAUCUGGCAAAAGCUCUGGUGGAAAUUUCUGCAGUCAGCAUGCCAAUUGCACACUCCUUCAAAACGUGAGACAUUUGUGGCAUUGUGUUGUGUGACAAAGUUGGGCAAGACAAAAUAUUUAAGUGCCUUUGAAGGGGGUAUGGUUUGUCAAGAACUGCAACGCUGCUGGGUUUUUCACGCUCAACAGUUUCCUGUGUGUAUCAAGAAUGGUCCACCAUCCAAAGGACAUCCAUCCAACUUGCCCCAACUGUGGGAAGCAUGGGCCAGCAUCCCUGUGGAACCGUUUUGACACCUUGUAGAGUCCACGCCCCGACGAAUUGAGGCUGUUCUGAGGGCAAAAGGGGGUGCAACUCAAUAUUAGGAAGGUGUUCCUAAUGUUUGGUAUACUCAGUGUAUAUACGGUCCAUGAAUCGGCGUAUGCGAACGUGAGUAGAUUACCUUGAAAACAACGGGCGGACAUCUUGGACGCAGUCUCCAGUUCUUACUGUACCUCAGUGCUACAAGCUGGCAAGCUCUAUUCAAGUGAAACUUCCCAGUCGGAGCUUCACAUAACUCCAAUAGCACUUGAACGCAGCAUUUGCCAGACUACUACGGAGUGCCCAAUAGGAACUGAAUUCAAAUCAAAUUGUAUUGGUCACAUGCUUCGUAAACAACAGGUUCCUAUUGUAGAAAUUGUGUGCAAGGAAUAUAGGACAAAAUACUAAACUUUUGACUACUUUAAUACAUUAUAAGUGAAUUUCUCCAAAUACUUAUGACAUCUUCAAAUGGGGGAACUAGAUAAAGUGCUUUCAUUUCGGUAUGAAAAUACACUAAAAAAAAAGUGAGAUUCUAUGCUGUCGCCUCAUAUGAAACAUUUGAUCUCAAAUCCAAAAUGCUGGAGUACAGAGCCACAUUUAAAAUGUUAGCUUCUUCCUCUCUCAUCCGGGUCCAUAAGUUAAACACUUAGAAUUAGUCUGACAAGAACAAGCACAUAGUCAAUCUGAUAAGGGACAAGCAGACUGAAAGGACUAGAAUAAAUAAUACAUAACAUGUUAGUUGUAAUCUUACUUUGUGUGAAGCGAAUCACCACUUAGGUUUCCAGGCCACAUACAACAGAUCCAUCCAUAUAAUUGUAUUACUCUCAAUCCCUCAUUACAAAAAUAAACCACAUUUAAAUAUACAUUGAUUAAUUUUAGAUUACACAUGGUACUUAGUGAAAGAGUACAUAUAAGAAUCUGUAAUAAAUCAGUUUGAAUAAGUUGAGAAACAAACAUCUUCCUGAACAUUUCAUCCCACAUCACAUUAUUAUAUUCAAGAUCCAUUCAAUAAAUCAAUAGGCCUUCUUUAGUGGAAGUGUCAACAUCUAAAAGCUAACAGCCCGCUACUACUUUUUCCUGUUAUUAUAAACUGUCAAACUGUCAAACUCUGCUUUGCUCGUUGGAAAUUUCAUCAACUACUUAUUUUUCAAAAAUGGCACUUGAGUUCCAGCAGAGGGCAACACCACAUCAUCCCUUCCCAACACCACAACAUCCCUUCCCAACACCACACAUCCCUUCCCAACACCACAUCCCCUUCCCAACACCACAUCAUCCCUUCCCAACACCACAUCAUCCCUUCCCAACACCACAUCAUCCCUUCCCAACACCACAACAUCCCUUCCCAACACCACAUCAUCCCUUCCCAACACCACAUCAUCCCUUCCCAACACCACAUCAUCCCUUCCCAACACCACAUCAUCCCUUCCCAACACCACAUCAUCCCUUCCCAACACCACAUCAUCCCUUCCCAACACCACAUCAUCCCUUCCCAACACCACAUCAUCCUUCCCAACACCACAUCAUCCCUUCCCAACACCACAUCAUCCCUUCCCAACACCACAACAUCCCUUCCCAACACCACAUCAUCCCUUCCCAACACCACAUCAUCCCUUCCCAACACCACAUCAUCCCUUCCCAACACCACAUCAUCCCUUCCCAACACCACAUCAUCCCUUCCCAACACCACAACAUCCCUUUCCAACACCACAACACUGUGCCCUAUGUUGCAUUGCAUCCCUUCCUGUUCUCUGUGCUCUCUGUUUCAUUGCAUUCCUUCCUGUUCUCUGUGCCCUCUGUUCCAUUGCAUUCCUUCCUGUUCUCUGUGCCCUCUGUUCCAUUGCAUCCCUUCCUGUUCUCUGUGCCCUCUGUUCCAUUGCAUCCCUUCCUGUUCUCUGUGCCCUCUGUUCCAUUGCAUUCCUUCCUGUUCUCUGUGCCCUCUGUUCCAUUGCAUCCCUUCCUGUUCUCUGUGCCCUCUGUUCCAUUGCAUUCCUUCCUGUUCUCUGUGCCCUCUGUUCCAUUGCAUCCCUUCCUGGCCUCUGUGGUCUCUGUUCCAUUGCAUUCCUGUCAUGCCUCAGUACCUCCUUCUACUCCUUUACUUUCCCCGGGUCUCAGAGCUACUUCUUCCCCUGUGAAUGUGGGUGUAGAGGGCACAGGACCUCCAGCAGCCCCCUGUACAGCCCUUCCACACCCCCAGUCAUCCUGCUAGUUUAA